UGCUAUUGAGGCACUACAACAAUAUUGAGGCAAAACAACUUUCUAAGUGAAAGGACUGUGAGAUGAUCCUAUGGGUAGAGAUGUUGAUACAACUGCAUUUAAGAUUGGUAUGGAAGUUUUGGUUGAACGAAACCAAAAGUAAAUUGUUUUCAUCUCUGUUGACAAUGGAAGUGAAUGAUUUAGAGAUGCAUGUAACCAAUAGUGUUAUGGGCACUGGGAAGGUGGAAACACUUACCCUAUUUCCAAGUUUGUUGGUUGGGUGACCAACACCGGUGACCUUUCUUGAAACAAAGUUUUAAUUUGUGUUAAUAUUAAAAAAAAGAUUCAUUGUACAAUUUUGAGUAAUAAGGAACAGGCCAUUUAUCAAACAAUCUGUGAUUAAACAGCAGGGUUCUCACACUAAUCAAUCUAAUUGUAGGCAAAACACUUUGUUUUAAAUGUAAGCCUUUUUUUUUGCAUCGGCAAGGAGCCUGGAAGAGGUGAAAGAGGGAGGUAUUCUUCCUAGGGAAAAGAGAUGAAAGACAUGCAUGAACACACAUGCAAUUGGCUUUUCUGCCUAAAAUGAAAAAAAAGACUGUGGUUUACGGUGCAUCUCAAAAUACAGGUAGCAGGCCCUGCUCUGUCCAUUACAGCCUGCAAGAGAGAUGCAAUCUGUGUGUGUUGAUCCUGCUACUGGUAAAUCAUUAGAGCCUGGACAGCUGCUGAAGCUGUUUGCAGUGGGUGGAUUUAAUGCAUUUUGCCACGCCUCCUUUACCCUCUACAAGAAGAGCUCAGACACAAGCUGCCUCUUUGCCUGUUGCUCAUUCAGUCUCUCAUGCGUGAAUUUGCUGAAUCUGAAUCCCAGUUACUGAGUCCACACGCAACCUACAGCUAUGGCAGGAAAAGCCCACAGACUGAGUGCUGAGGAGAGGGAGCAGCUGCUACCAAACCUGAGAGCUGUAGGCUGGAAUGAGGUGGAUGCGAGAGAUGCCAUCUUCAAGGAAUUCCAUUUCAAGGACUUCAAUCGGGCCUUUGGCUUCAUGACCAGAGUAGCCUUACAGGCAGAAAAACUGGACCACCACCCUGAAUGGUUCAACGUUUACAACAAGAGGGAAGUCUUAACAUUGUUGCAGAGCAUAACAAAUAGCUUCUGGGGAAGCUGCACAUGCAUCUACAGAUCUGCGCCUCCAAGUAAAAUGGCACUGCAACCAAACAGGAUCCAGAAGGGAAUUCAGGACUCCUCACAUGAGGGGACUUUCACAAAAUUGGACUUAUAAAGCUACUUAGAUUAGCUAUCAAAUUGUUGUAAACACGGAAAGGUAUCCUUGGCUCAGAGACUGACAGAAAAGACAGUAUUCAAGGUUGUACUGCAGAUGUAGUAAGUCUCUGAAAAAAAAGUGAAUGCUUAAAAAACCCCCAUCCAGGAAGAGCACACACCAACUGCUGAAGCUUCCUUAGCCUGACGAAGGGUUUUUGAACCCCAAAGCUUGCUUAAUAACUAUUCUCCAACCAUUGGGGUUGGUCUAAUAAAAGAUAUCAAAAUCACCCAAGGAACCUUGUCUGCCUAUGUCCUUAGACCAACACAGCUACAACCCAAACCCCUAAAACCCGCCCCCACAUUUUGCAAUACAAGGGUAUUCUGUUUUCAGGCAAAAAUGAGAUGAAGAGUAUUAAAAGGUAUUUUGACACUAUUGCAGGCACAUCACUGUAAUAACUUGGUAAGUAAGUUAUUCUGUAUUCAAACUGCUACUUUUAAUAUACCAAAUUUUACUUUGGCUGGGGAAAUUCAGUAACUCUCUUUACCAAAAUCCCAGGAAGAGCUCUUCAAGUGGCUAACUUGAUUGUAAUUUUUCUAUUCUACUGGCUCCAAAAUAUACCUGAAUAAAUCCACAGCUCUUCAGUAUAACUUGCUUUCUGCACUUUUAAACAGCUGGAGAGAAAAUAUGCCAAAGAUAAUGCCCUUAUCAGGACAGUGAAAGGAAGAGCUGUUGCAAUAACUGCAAAUCACAUUAUUUAACAAUAAGCCACACUUUAGGAGCCAUGACCUAGAUUUUAUGCUGUUUAGGACCAGCUUCGCAUCAGUAAAAGGCAGAUAAAGUAUGCCAGGAUGCCCAAAUGCACUAUAUUAGUAUUUAAAAAAAUGCAUUAUACCAUUUUUAGGUAGUAGUGAGCUAAAGCAAAUACAGAAUCACUAUUAGAUCAACUUCUCUUAUAUAGGCCCUCUGCAAAUAGCUUGUGUACAUUUAGUGUACAAAAUAUCCUAACAUUGUAUGCACUCUGCACGCACACGCACACACACACACUGCCCUCUCCAAGGCUUAAAGAGAGACUGUAUCCUGAUGUGUCACAUAGAAUAGUCUUCAGUUUGAUAAGUAAAGAUCAAACAUGUGCAAGCACUUAAACUUCCUUGUGAAGACUUGUGUAUACCCAAUAACUCCAUUCUCCACAUCUCAAACAUUACCAGUGUUUAAUACCAUAUUUGGAUAGCUAUCCAGUAGUAUGUUGCAGGAAGGCAGAAUCUGAUAUUUUGGGAAAUCCCUCCACCUAUAAAAGUACCAUCAAGUUUUUUAUUACAGUCUGUUCUUUAGCUUUUAAAACCAAGUAUAUAAAGGUAUUAAAUGACACAGGUCUUCCCAAAAAAACUGCAAAUAUGCAUGAUAAAGGAGAUACGGUUUCUAUAUUAAAAGACAAAAGUAAAUUAAGACUAUGUACUAAUAAAAUACAGUAUCAUUCUUACAGUAUAGAACAAAUUCACAUAAAACAUAGUUAAAGUCACAACCAUUAACCAUAGGUAAACAUCAGAAUGGAGUCACUUAGACUGAUAGGCAAGUUGUGAAAUACAUCUAAAAACAUGAACAGGAACACUGAUUUGUUAAACCCAACUGUUUGUUUUUUUUGUUUUGUUCUGUUUUUUUAGGGAGAGGAUUAGGAAUUUGGGGACCAUUUUUAAAUAGUAUUUCCCUUUUUUUUUUUUUUUUUAGUCUGGACUAAAAGGAGA
This is a messenger RNA of Alligator sinensis (Chinese alligator), 2977 nucleotides long. It is a transcript of the gene PCBD1, whose product is annotated as pterin-4 alpha-carbinolamine dehydratase 1. Gene Ontology annotation, biological process: tetrahydrobiopterin biosynthetic process. The transcript is spliced from 4 exons. The record is from RefSeq and is a predicted model, not a curated record. Gene Ontology annotation, molecular function: 4-alpha-hydroxytetrahydrobiopterin dehydratase activity. The coding region runs from base 873 to 1256 and encodes 127 amino acids. NCBI's taxonomy places the organism in Eukaryota, Metazoa, Chordata, Crocodylia, Alligatoridae.